AUGCCUAAAGGGGAUCGUCAUCGUUCAGCUAGAACCUCCUCCGGUUACUACAAUCUCUCCCCCGUUUCUACACCAACAAACCAAUACGCCGCACCAAUGCCGAUCAGCUCGUCCCGCAUGCCAGUUCAAGAUACAUACUACUCCUCAGGGCCCCUGAGCAGCAAUAGCAUAACCCAGCAACAAUACCAGCCACAGUCAACAUCAAGCUACGUCCAAGGCGGGCCAGUACAACACCCAAUGGCCUCCUCCCAAUAUGUGCAACUGCCCGUAGCACCACCACCAUCCAUCCGGCCCUCAAGCGGCGCCUGGAACUCCACAGACGACCACACGCUCAUGCAAGCACGCUCACAAGGAAUGAACUGGGCGCCAAUCCAACAAGCAUAUUUCCCCAACAAAACCCCCAACGCAUGCCGCAAACGCCACGAGCGUUUGAUGGAGCGCCGCAAUGCGGACGGUUGGGACGGCAUCAAGCUGGAGAAUAUGGCCAAGUGCUAUAUGGGGAUGCGGAAGGAGAUCUGGCAGGGUUUGGCUGAGCAGACUGGUGAAAAAUGGAACGUUGUUGAGCAAAAGUGCAUGUCCCAAGGACUUAAAAAUCUCCAAACCGCCUCCCGCGCCCACGCGCGCCGCGAACGCAUGCUCGACACCAACGCUGGCAUGCUGAGCAGUGGCUACGGGCGGGACGCGCACGCCGACGACAGCGGAAUUGGCAUCGAGGACCUGGAAGCUGAAUACGACGCUGGCAGCGAUCGUAGUACGUCUGUGUAUGGCGGGCAGAAUGGCCAUUAUCAUAGUCAUAGCAAUGGCAGUGUGGGCGACGGCAGGUAUAUGCCGCAUGGGCAGAGACUGCCGAGUAUGGAUAUGGGCAUUGAUGCGAUUAUUAAUGGUCCUAGUCAUGGACAUGGUGGUCAUGCACAUGCA
This is a messenger RNA of Lachnellula hyalina, 918 nucleotides long. RefSeq lists its product as uncharacterized. The annotation marks the transcript as partial. Lineage: Eukaryota; Fungi; Ascomycota; Leotiomycetes; Helotiales; Lachnaceae. The transcript is spliced from 2 exons. The record is from RefSeq and is a predicted model, not a curated record.